AGGGCACCACCAGGAGAGCUGCAUGAAGUCAACGAAUCAUAGAAUGGCUUCGGUUGGAAGGGACCUUAAAGAUCAUCGCUUCCAACCUCCUGCCAUGGACAGGGUUAAGGGUCCGGCAGCCCGGGCACACGGAUCAGGAUCUCGAUGAGGGAAAUGAGUGAUAAGAGAAGCGGUUGUUGGAAACCAAAGCGAAUCCCGAAUUUCCAGAGGGAGGGAGGGGGGUGAGGGGGGAAAUGAAAAAACAAGCACACACGGUGGGUCGCCGCAAGUCUCCGGGGGGCAGGAUUUCUCUUCCAUCGCAUGGAAGAGCGAGAUUAAAGAAGAAAGUGGGAGUGGGGUGGGAGGGAAGGGAAGGGGAGGGGGGGGGGAGGGGGGGGAUGAACAAAGGAGAUUGGCAGCACAGCUGUUUUGGGAAGAAAAAAAAAAAAAAAAAAGCCAGCCUUCCUGUUUCUUUAAAGCCGCUCAUCUGCGCGGCGGGCCGGCUGCCGGCGGGGAGAGGCGGGCUGCAGGGAGCCGCGCACGGACUGACGGACGCACGGACGGACGCACGGAGCGAGCCGGGGCUCCGCUGCCCGACGCGGCCGAGCGGGCGCAGAUGGGCGGCGGCGGCGGGAGGAGCGGGGCGGCGGCGGCGGCGGCGGCGGCAGCACCGGGAGCGGAGCGGCGGGGCGGGCGCUGAGCGCAACCGCGCAUUGCCCCGCGCCAUGCGGAGCACGCCGCUGGCCGAAGGCGAGCCCUGGCCUCGCCUCUGUCCCGCCGCCGAGCUCGGGGGGCUGCGGCGGCUGAGACGCAAACACGGCUGCAAAAGUUUCCGCGUGGAGCUCAAAGUGCUGAGCGGGAGGCGGCCGGGGCUCCGCGCACCCCCCGCUUCUCCGCCGCCUCCCCCGGCUCCGCCGCCCGCUUGGGAACCGCGCGGAGCCGCCGCGCUCGGAGCCGCCGCCGCCGCCAGCGCCUUCCCCGCCGCGCCGCCGCCUCCGCCGCCCCCCGCCGCCGCCCGCCCGCAGCCUCCGCCGCCGCCUCCCGCCGCCUCCCCGCGCCCGCGGCCGGGCGAGGCUGCCGGCGUCUCGCCGGAGAUCAAAGCCCUGCAGCAGACGCGGCGGCUGUUGGCCAACGCCCGGGAGAGGACCCGCGUCCACACCAUCAGCGCCGCCUUCGAGGCGCUGCGGAAGCAGGUUCCCUGCUAUUCUUAUGGUCAAAAGUUGUCCAAACUGGCCAUCUUGAGAAUAGCCUGUAACUAUAUCCUUUCCCUGGCCAGACUAGCAGACCUGGAUUACAGCGCUGACCACAGUAACAUGAGCUUCUCUGAAUGCGUGGAGCAGUGCACUAGGACCUUACAAGCAGAAGGAAGAUCUAAAAAAAGGAAGGAACUUGGGACCACCACAACCAGUCCAAGUCCUGGCAAAAAUCAAGAUGGGAUGGGCCCAGAGAGAUUAUGUCUACCCGAGUGGAAGCCCUGGCCACCAUAUUUGCACAUUAAGUGGCUUCAUCUCUGCUCAUUUGUGUGUUGGUGUCAUCAUUUUGGCCUCACCCUGAUGCAAACUCACGCUAACCAUUUUUGAUGGUCUUUAACACAGCUUUUAAUAGUUCUUUGUUCACAGUGCUGGCAUCAACAUUGGCAUCAUCAGUGUAAUCCCAGGUGUGUGGGAACACAACCAAGUGUGCAGGAACAUCACCAACACAACCGCAUCACACCUCACCAGACUCAGCAAGAGCCCACUGGACUCACCUGGGCACCUGCUCAGCUAUACAUGACCAGGUUGACUCGUAGGUGCUUCCAUGAUCAGGUAAAAUUGCUUUGGUAGGCUGGAGCUGGCCCCCACAUCUCCAGUUCAUUGUCCCUGCUCAUAUUGGGGUAUUUCCAUGCUGAAAUAGGAUGGCAGGAAGGUGACAUGGAGAGCUCUACCCAAGCCAAGCUGAUGAAAUGCAAGCCAGAUCCUGCUGAUAACUGCAGAGUGGUGCCUGAAUUAAUAUCCCCUGCCUUUCUGCACAGCUUUUACAUAAUAAUUCUCAAGCACCACGAUCUGGCUUUUAAACACAUGCCCCUUAGCAUGCCUUAGGGCAGACUUCAGCCUAUGGAACCUUUCAUUCCUCUGAGAUAAUCUGGAGCAGUGAACAAAAUUCCCACUGACUUGGAUAGUGUGCAAAAAGGGGGUUCAGCGUUGCAGAUCCAGGUUAGUGUCAUCAAAGGAGCUGAUGGCCUGUUGCAGACAGAGCCAGAAAGGAAGUUAACCCGUCAGUGAAGAAAAAAGAUUUCAGUCUAAACCGUUCAGUGGAUAUGAAUAGGUGGCUGUUAAAACAGAAGUCAUCACUUGAGCUUGUUGAAAUACUGGCAUGAAGAAACAAAGUCCCCAUUGCAUCUAUCCUCCACCAAGCUGCCCUCCUUGCCAAGGGUUGAAAUUGGGGUGUCAGGAUGGCUGUGCCUAAAUCAAUUUCCUAACUUGUGUGCAUCAGCCCAGUUCUCCCAUAAAGCAUUACCAUUAGCCACAUCAAACAUCUCUGUCAUUAACUGACAGCACACGGGUGCUGCCUGACAGAUGCCAGCACUAACAGUCUCCCUACAGGCUCAAAGCACUUCUGUUACACACAGUGGGCCAAGACUAGCUCUUUGAAAGUGGAAGGUGGGAUGCAUGACUUCCUCAAAGAAUCACAGAAUCCUCAAGGUUGGGAAAGACCAUUAAGAUCAUCUAGUCCAGCCCCAAUCCAUCCCCACCGUACCCACUAACCCAUGGCCCUCAGUGCUACAUCCACCCUUUUCUUGAACACCUCCAGAGACAGUGACUCCACCACCUCCCAGGGCAACCUGUUCCAAUGCAUCACCACUCUUCCUUAGAAGAAAUUUUUUCUAAUGUCCAACCCAACACCCUCAUCUCCCUUUGGUGACCUGAUGGCCCAACUUUGCUUGCUGCUGCUUUUGUAGGAUUCACUCCCUCUGUCUACAGCCUGGAGGACCAUCUAUACCUCCUGGAGGAUCUCCAUAACCUCUAUGGGUAUGGAGAACCAUCUUACACACAUAACUAGGACAACACAUAAUCUAAGCAAGACAACGUGGAUCCCUCCCAAAUUGUCAUAUUAACUGCGUAUACACACAUAUGCACCCAAAUCCACCUUGGCUUUCAGAUGCAAUGUUUCACAGGCAUUUCCCUGGGAGUUUCCCAGCUGCUGCCCUGCUCUGUGUUGUAGUGGCACCAGUUACGCUGCAGCUGUAAGAUGUGUAUGGCAAUUAUUAGUAAUUGUAUUCACUUACUCCAUAUAAAAAUAUCAGCACAGUUACAUGAAUGAUUUGUGUAAUGAUAUAUUUGCUGUUAUUAGGACCUAAUAUGUUAUGCCUGUAAUUACAUACUAUGUCCCAUAUAAUAGGCCUGGAAUUGCAGUGUAAAUUUUGGGUAAUUAUAGAAAACUAUGCUACAAACAGGUCCCGCUAGACCAAGUCACACAUUCACUACCAGGAAAUAACCGUUAUUAAAGGUUCUACAAUAGACAAACCGAUAUGAAAGCCAGAAACGAUCUGAACAUACAGCAGUAAUGACGAGAAAAGAAAGAUCAUGGGAGUAUGUUAGAGGGAGAAAUAAACAACACAGCGGAGCAAGAGAA
Molecule: messenger RNA, 3591 nt
Organism: Gallus gallus (chicken)
Lineage: Eukaryota; Metazoa; Chordata; Aves; Galliformes; Phasianidae
Gene: ATOH8
Product: atonal bHLH transcription factor 8
Exons: 3
Coding region: 234-1559 (441 amino acids)
Molecular function (GO): DNA-binding transcription factor activity; protein dimerization activity
Source: RefSeq, a predicted model, not a curated record